CUGCUCUCUUCACUGUCUCCGCUGCACUCCCUCUCCUUUUCCCUCUACUUCUCUCGUUUCCUGCGUCUUUUUUUCCCCGCUGGCUUCAGCGAGUCUGCCACGACUCUACGAGCACUACUACUACUUCUGCCGAUGACGACGUUGACGGUGCGGCACCGUGCGGUGUGCGCGUUGGCGCUCCUCGUGCUGCUCUGCGGCUGCUGCUGCGCCCCCUCCGUCUGCGGGGCGACGGGGGCUCCUGCUGCUGCUACGACUGCAAAGCGUGCAUCUCCGCCGGCGGUUCUGCCAAAAGAAUGGCAGCCGGUGAAUGUGUCGGUGGAGGUGUCCUGCGCGGACAGUGACAACAAGUUAAGUUGGCGCUUCUCUAGAGAAACUGCGUGGAAGAAGUGUGCGGCCGCGGUGGGAGCGCACGACUACACAAUUGUUGGGGAGGACUCUACCGCGGGGGACGAGGAGGUGGAGGAUGUUGUUACCGUGGACAUCGUUUCGGUGGACGUGUCUCAGUACGGAGCAGGCGACGGCGGCGUCAGUGAGUCCCUCUGCGCCUCCGCCGAAUCGCUGUACGCGACUGCGGACUGCAGCGCGAGCUGCGACAGCGACAAGAGUGAUCAGACCGCGUUCACGAUGAACUUCCCUACGCAUGUCGGCAGCGGAGUGCACAAGAAGUGGGCGGCGGCGAAUAAUCAGGCCCCCGGCAGUCCGUCUCUUUCUGCCGCAGACGGUGGCGGACUUGGCAAGCCAGGCGUUUGCCCGUUAACAAUCCCCGCGAGGGAGCCAGCCGGAAAGGGUGCGUCGCGGGGAGAAAAGGGAGCCGGCGCGGGAGAGCAACCACCAGGACCACCUGCGGCCCCGCCAGCAGGCACAGCGGAGAGCGGGACACGUGGAUCCGGAGAGAGCGGCACUUCCCCAACUCCCCAACGCCCUUCCGCCACGCCCAACUCCGCCGCCCCUCCCACCGGCGGCACCGAAGGAACCACCACGACCACCACCAGCAGUCCGAGUGCUGCGAAACACACAAAAAGCAACACAGACGGCAGUGAAAUCAUGACGGUGCGGGCGCGCGCCCCACUGCUGCUGCCGCUGCUGCUCACGGCUGCCCUUGCCUGCGCUGCAGCGUAG
Molecule: messenger RNA, 1119 nt
Organism: Trypanosoma conorhini
Lineage: Eukaryota; Euglenozoa; Kinetoplastea; Trypanosomatida; Trypanosomatidae
Product: mucin-like glycoprotein
Exons: 1
Source: RefSeq, a predicted model, not a curated record